AAUUUGAUCAAAACACAGUUAAGAUGGAAGAAACAGAAAAGCAAACGGAAAUGACAAGAAAUCUCUAAAACGGAAAUCUUGAGCAAAAGAUGGAUCCCGGUAAUAGCAUGUCAUUGCUUCCGUACAUGUUCUCAACACCAUAUUUAUCUCUCCCAAGCUCGCCCUUGACCACCAGAAUGCUAGAGUCAAGAGAGUCGCACCCCUCCCCCUGCGAUUUCGCGCUGAUGGGACUUUCACAAUCCUCCAGGUGGCGGAUAUGCAUUUCGGGAAUGGGAAGUUGACUCGUUGCCGAGAUGUGUUGGAGAGUGAGUUUGAGUACUGCUCGGACUUGAAUACGACUCGGUUUCUUGAGAAGAUGAUUCAGCUUGAAAACCCUGAUUUUGUCGCUUUUACUGGAGAUAACAUAUUCGGGAGUAGCGCUUCUGAUGCUGCAGAAUCUCUGCUUGAAGCUUUUGGCCCGGUUAUGAAAUCUGGAAUUCCUUGGGCAGCAGUUUUAGGGAAUCACGAUCAAGAAUCCACCAUGACUCGCGAAGAGCUUAUGUCUUUCAUAUCCCUUAUGGACUUUUCUCUAUCACAGACCUUUCCGUCAGUUGAAGAGACCUCCAAUCACAACAAACAGCAUCCAGUGCCAAAAAUCGAUGGCUUUGGAAACUUUGAUCUGAGAGUAUGGGGUGCUCCAGGCUCCAGUUUUGCCAAUAGCAGUGUCCUCAAUCUCUAUUUUCUUGACAGUGGGGAUAGAGCCUUCGUUGAUGGGAUUUGGACUUAUGAUUGGAUUAAAGAAUCCCAACUUAACUGGCUUCGUCGUGUUUCUCAGAAAGUUCAGGAACAAAAGCUGGACAGCAAGGAAUCACCUAUAGUUUCUCCACAUUCAACAAUCAGCCCAUCAUUAGCAUUCUUCCACAUUCCAAUUCCUGAAAUCAAACAAGGUCCUAUCUACAAUGUGGUUGGUAAAUAUCGAGAAUGGGUAGCAUGUUCCCUAGUAAACUCGGGAGUUCUUAAUACACUUGUCUCUAUGGGAGAUGUGAAAGCUGUGUUCAUAGGUCAUGAUCACAAAAAUGACUUCUGUGGGACUCUUGGAGGCCUAUGGUUCUGUUAUGGUGGAGGGUUUGGGUAUCAUGGUUAUGGUAAGGCUGGAUGGCCAAGAAGAAGCAGAGUCAUUUUGGCAGAACUUGCGAAAGGGGAAAAGUCAUGGAGUGGAGUAGGAAGGAUCAAGACGUGGAAACGACUUGAUGACGAGAAGCUGAGCAAAAUUGACGAACAAAUCCUUUGGGAGAGAAGGCCUUAGAAGGAUAUGAUGCCAUGAUGUAUAGCAGCUCUAAUGUACCACGGAUAACAAUUUCAUGUAUUGUUGAAUCUUUGUUUCACAUGGAUCUAUCUUUAGGUUAUAGAGAGAUGCUUCCAUUUGAAGAGAGGGGCAAUUUGGAAAACUAAUUAACCUGUUGGAGGCGUAAAGUCAUUCUGAAAUUGCAGAAAGUCACAAGUUUUAAUAGUUUUUUCCGCAUAAA
Molecule: messenger RNA, 1505 nt
Organism: Sesamum indicum (sesame)
Lineage: Eukaryota; Viridiplantae; Streptophyta; Magnoliopsida; Lamiales; Pedaliaceae
Source: RefSeq, a predicted model, not a curated record